Parnassius mnemosyne (clouded apollo) is the source of this 1713-nucleotide messenger RNA. The record is from the annotation of a GenBank genome assembly. Lineage: Eukaryota; Metazoa; Arthropoda; Insecta; Lepidoptera; Papilionidae.
AUGAGUGAGUGGUACAGAAUGAAGAAUGGUUUUAAUAACAAGCAUAAUUCAUCGGAAUUAUCAGUGGAAACUUCUUGUGAGAUGUCAGAGUCAUUCAACAUAUUUUCGGACAAUUUGAGCCCCAUACCGGGUUCAAUAGUGCCUAGAAAGUUGGAUUUCAGUAGCAUGGAUGAUGAUGAUGGUAUACGGGAUGCAUCUCCAGCACCCGUGUCUCACAGUCCCCCAUAUAAAAGAGUUAGGGCUUUGAGGCUGUUCGACAGUCCUCACACGCCCAAGACCCUGCUGGAGAAGUGCUCUACUCCAUCGCACCCUCCGCCGAGGUCGAGACUUUUCCCGCCAAAAGUCACUGUCAGUGCGCCCACAGGUGUACCAUCGGGUUCCAGUCAUCACCUUCACCCACCAUCCGGUGAUGAUGACAGCGCGAUAGGCAGCUUACCACCUGAUGAGUUGGACGAUUCGCGAGCUCGACGACCUCUCGCCAACAUCAAUCCGUUUACACCAGAUGGGCAAGCAAUAAAUAAGAAGAAAAGAGCUUUGUCAAAAACACCAACAAUAUGGGGGGAGCCAUCACCCGAGCAUCCAGCUAAACGACUAAGGGAGUCGAACAUCUCGCGGUACAACGUGGAGUUCCUGGAGCUGGACGUGGUGGGGCGGGGCGAGUUCGGUCGGGUGACGCGGUGCGUGAACAAGCUGGACGGGUGCGUGUACGCGCUGAAGCGGUCGCUGCGGCCCGUCGCCGGCUCGGCGGCCGAGCGCGCCGCGCUCACCGAGGUGUAUGCGCACGCGGCGCUCGGCAAGCACCCGCACGUCGUACGAUAUUACUCAGCGUGGGCGGAAGACGACCAUAUGAUCAUCCAGAACGAGUACUGCGACGGUGGUUCCCUGCAGCAGAUGAUGGAGAGUGGGCCACUACCAGAGAACGAGUUGCUUUUGGUGCUUGCACAUAUAGCCGAUGGUUUAGCGUACAUCCACGCGCUGCAGCUGGUGCACAUGGACGUGAAGCCGGGCAACAUCUUCGUGUGCCGCGGCGAGGGCGCCGCCAACGACUCGGACGACGGCUACGAGGACGAAGACUCGCCGCCGCGCCACCACCACUCCCACCAGUACAAGAUCGGUGACCUAGGACACGUCACGUGUGUCUCCUCUCCGACAGUGGAGGAAGGCGACUGUCGGUAUCUACCUAAGGAAGUUCUCCAGGAAGACUUCACGCAUCUAACCAAAGCCGACAUAUUUGCAUUUGGUUUAACACUAUAUGAAGCAGGUGGUGGUGGCCCAUUACCAAAGAAUGGUCAAGAAUGGCAUGAUAUAAGGGACGGCAAGCUACCCGACUUACCAAAUCUCUCCAGAGAAUUUAAUGACCUAUUAAAAAAAAUGGUUGACCCCGAUCCGGCACAACGUCCCUCCGCUGCUCGAUUAAAGAGACAUUCAUUACUUCAUCCUGCUGGGAAUAAAACCAAAUCACAGCUUAGAAGAGAACUCGCAGCCGCCCGCCUGAAGAACGAACUGCUUUCCAGGAAGUUGCAGGAGGCAGCUAGAUGCAUAAAAUCAUUAACGCCUAAUCUCGUCGCAAAUCAAGAGUCGGCCAAGUUUCGUACGAGGUCAGCGAAGCGUCUUCAAACGCCACGAGUCGAUUCCAAGAUCGCCGACAUCAUUCAAUCUGUGACGUCCCCCAGGAUAGACAAACGAACGGAGAGGAGGGGUAAGAAGUUCUAG